This is a messenger RNA of Xiphophorus maculatus (southern platyfish), 4061 nucleotides long. Its product is annotated as tyrosine-protein kinase ZAP-70. Gene Ontology annotation, molecular function: non-membrane spanning protein tyrosine kinase activity; signaling receptor binding; ATP binding. The coding region runs from base 398 to 2230 and encodes 610 amino acids. Gene Ontology annotation, cellular component: extrinsic component of cytoplasmic side of plasma membrane; cytoplasm. The record is from RefSeq and is a predicted model, not a curated record. Lineage: Eukaryota; Metazoa; Chordata; Actinopteri; Cyprinodontiformes; Poeciliidae. The transcript is spliced from 14 exons. Gene Ontology annotation, biological process: intracellular signal transduction; innate immune response; cell differentiation.
CUCGAGCGUCACAGGUGGAAGUCAAUCUAAUGGCUGAUCUUUGUGCAUGAGUUUGCCGUUGUGUGCAUGUGUGACUGGUGGUUGCUUUGGCUCUGGGUGUGUGUGUGUGUGUCGUUUCUCUCUAACCUCCCUUUUUCUCGACACCAUGCGCUUCUUUCAGAUCAGCAGAUGCAUCUUUGUCUCAGAAGCAACAUCACAGCUGUGAAGCAUUGAAAUACGUACAAUUCCCCUCCCAGCUCCUCGCCGCUAAGCUAAAACUCCCGAAAGACGCGAUUCGACUUAGAGCGGCCGUCUGACCUGGAACCCAACAGCAAACCAGAAUAAAAAGAGUUUUCUUCACCAAUAUUCGUCCAGAACUUCAAGACCAGGUUCAGAUUGACUCCUCCCAAGCCUCAACAUGUCCGUCGACCCCGCGGUCGAGCUGCCCUUCUUCUACGGCAGUAUCAGUCGCUCGGAUGCCGAGCAGAGCCUGAAGCUGGCCGGCAUGUCGGACGGCCUCUUCCUGUUGAGACAGUGCCUCCGCAGCCUUGGAGGCUAUGUCCUGUCUGUGGUCUGGAAUCUGGAGUUUCACCACUACACCGUAGAGAAACAAAUGAACGGGACUUACUGCAUCUCCGGAGGGAAGCCUCACUGCGGCCCUGGGGAGCUCUGCGAGUUUUACAGCAAGGACCCCGACGGGCUGGUGUGUCUCCUGAAGAAGCCAUGUCUGCGUCCUCCGGAGAUGCCCAUAAAGGUCGGCGUUUUCGACAAAAUGAGGGAGAACAUGCUGAGGGAGUACGUCAAGCAGACCUGGAACCUGGAGGGAGAAGCCAUGGAGCAGGCUGUCAUCAGUCAGGCUCCUCAGCUUGAGAAGCUGAUUGCCACCACUGCCCAUGAGCAGAUGCCCUGGUAUCACGGAAAUAUCACUCGAGUCGAAGGGGAAAGGAGGCUUUACUCUGGAGCACAGCCAGACGGCAAGUUUCUUGUCAGAGACAGAAAGGAGGCUAAUUCGUUUGCUCUCUCUCUGAUGUACGGGAAAACGGCUUACCACUAUCAGAUCCAGCAGGACAAAUCAGGGAAGCUGGCUAUGCCGGAGGGUACAAAGUUUGACACACUGUGGCAGCUGGUCGAGUAUCUGAAGAUGAAGCCUGAUGGUCUGGUAACUGUCCUGGGGGAGGCCUGCGUCAACGGCAAAACUGUAGAACAGAAACCCAGUGUUCCUUCAGAAAGGCGAGGUGGAGGUCGACGGAAUCCAUACACACCACCACCUGGAGCUGCUGCGCUGACCUCAAAACCAGCUACUUCUGUGCCUAAAGAGUGCGACCUUCUGCCCAUGGAUUGUGAUGGAUUUAACCCAUAUCACAACCCGAAUGAGAUCAAGAAAUUCAACAUCCAGCGGGACCAGCUGAUGAUAGACGAGGUGGAACUCGGCUCUGGAAACUUUGGCUGUGUGAAGAAGGGAGUCCUCAGGAAAGAAUCAGGCCAGGUAGAUGUGGCCAUCAAGGUGCUGAAGAGUGAAAAUGAAAAGGUGGUGAAGGAUGAGAUGAUGAGGGAGGCAGAGAUCAUGCACCAGCUGGACAACCCGUUCAUCGUCCGCAUGCUGGGCCUGUGCAACGCCGAGCACCUGAUGCUCGUCAUGGAGAUGGCUGCAGCCGGUCCCCUCAACAAGUUCCUCUCCGCCAAAAAGGAAACUGUGUCUGUGGAGGACAUCGUCAACCUGAUGCACCAGGUAUCGAUGGGGAUGAAGUAUUUGGAGGAGAAGAACUUUGUGCACAGAGAUCUGGCAGCUCGCAACGUCCUGCUGGUCAACCAGCAGUUCGCCAAAAUCAGUGACUUUGGGCUUUCCAAGGCGCUGGGAGCAGAUGACAACUACUACAAAGCUCGUACAGCAGGUAAAUGGCCACUGAAGUGGUACGCUCCAGAAUGUAUAAACUUCCACAAAUUCUCCAGUAAAAGUGACGUGUGGAGCUUUGGCGUCACCAUGUGGGAGGCGUUCACCUAUGGAGGAAAACCCUACAAGAAAAUGAAAGGUCAGGAGGUCACGGCCUUCAUUAACAACGGGGGCCGUAUGGAGCGUCCACCAGCGUGUCCAGAGAGGAUGUACACACUGAUGAGAGAGUGCUGGACACAGUCCCACGAGGAUCGCCCCGACUUCAAGAAGGUCGAGGAGUCCAUGAGGACUUAUCAUUACUCCAUAUCCAGCAAGGCCAAGCCUGAUGGAGCCGAAGCUGCUGCCAUGCCUAGCAAGUAGACAGGAAGACAGGCGCAUUCUGUCCCACUGCUGCACAAAGCAUCCUUUCAACCAAACGUUAAACUACCAAGACAAAAGGCAUUUCAUGAGCGGUGCAUAAUGAUGAGCUUUGAAUGCCGAGCAGAUACAGCUAAACGGGCCUCAUUGACAAUAAAUGUGCAUUUGUAAAUUGUUCCUGGGUGUUUCAGCUGUGUAAGGAGGGUUGCUGUAGGUUUGUGUGUCUGUCCUGGUCUGAAUGUUAAGUGUCUUUGCAUUGAUGACAGAACUAAUUCUGUAUUCUGGUAUUUCUAGACUGUAAUGGGACUCUAUGGCACAUGAAGAAUUUUUUUUUUUCUGUACUUCCACUUUAGAGCAGUUUGUCUGUUUUUAUGCCAAAUAAAGUAAAACUAACAAAAAAUAGAUCAUUUGAGUCAGAAUUUGAUGCUAAGUGAUUCAUAUAUUUGUAAUGGGCACCAUAGAAAAUACAAAAAUAUGUUUGUAGAGUUUAUGGGAGUGUAACUGUGUGUAACAAUUUUUGUCAUCCAUUUUUUAUUCUAAAGCCAUCUUGGCUUGGUCCGCUGGGUUCACCGUUGUAUGCGCUGUACAGUAACUACUGGGAACUACAAGUGUUUUGUUACUAGCUUUGUUGUUCCCAACUAUCACAUUUUAAAGUGAAUUAAUCUUGGAUUGCUUUAAAAUAUUUCUGAAUUCUUAAAUUACCAAAUUAAGAUUAUUGAAACUAAACUUUGAGAUGGAUUCCAGCAAAACCGUUUUGAGGUAUGACAGUUUGAGAUCCUGGAACAUUCAGUUUUUCAGGAUUUAAGGAUGCUAUUACAGUGGCAUAAAUGGUUAUUAUUUUUAAAACUUUAACCCACCAGGGGGAUUUUGAGGGGAUUUUGUGAAAAGCAGUUCUUCUAAGGGAGAAGUCAGAUCUGGUUUGCUUGCCUGCACAGCAACCAUCUCAUUAUCUUCAUAGUUCAUAAGUGGGGGUUGAAUGGAACAGGAAGUACAUAGGUAGAGUGGGGAACUAGCUGCAAUUAUAUGAACACUGUACCAGCCUGCUGAGGAGAAAAGAGAUGUGAGCCGCAAGGUAAAACUCUGACUUUCUCAGUUAAAUUAUAGGGAGAACCUGUAAACUACAUGCAGAAAAACUCCAGACUGGGAUUUAAACCCAGGGCUUUCUUCCAGCACAGAAACAGUGCAUUGAAUUAAUGUUUUACUUUUCAUUAAGAUAUAAAACUCUCCUACAUUAGUUUAUGUGUUUCUUUUUUGUGCGUCUGCUCUGUCUCCUCAAACUCCCACCUGGUCGCUCGUACUGAGAUCUGCUGGAGGUUUCUUCCUGUUAAAGGGAAGUUUUUCCUCUCCACUGUCCCCACAACAUCUAUUUACAGUAUGGAGGAUUCUUAUAAAAUCAACAACACUAUACACGCAAUUGUUUACUGUCACUACGCGCUCGUGAAUACUGCAAGUCAUUCACUUAAUCAAUCUAAUUUCAUUAGAUAGAACAUGUUUUGAACUAAUUUGAAUCAUAAACUGAACUUAAUGCACUCUUUAAUAACCAGGAUCAACAGGAAUGUGGGUAAGAUUGAAUGGAAAUUAUGUAUUUUGUGAAUGAAUUAUUAAUUAUUGAUUAACUUAUGGGUUUUUUAAUUUAACUGAAACUGAACGUUGACAGGUAAGUGGGAGGAAACUUCAAUGUAGAUCACAAAUUUCCUUGAGGAACUAUUAUUUCUGAAGUGGGAACGCUUCAUUUACACAAAAAAAUUAGUUAUUAAGAACUUCAGGACUUCAUUUCUACUUUCUUACUUUUUUGUCCUGGACCAGUUACCUUUGCAACUCGACCUCAACUACG